Molecule: messenger RNA, 2149 nt
Organism: Pelobates fuscus (common spadefoot toad)
Lineage: Eukaryota; Metazoa; Chordata; Amphibia; Anura; Pelobatidae
Gene: SRPX
Product: sushi repeat containing protein X-linked
Exons: 10
Coding region: 138-1511 (457 amino acids)
Biological process (GO): phagolysosome assembly
Source: RefSeq, a predicted model, not a curated record
UUCGAGUAAAAAAAAAAAAAGAAAAAACUUGUGGUAUCUUGCUUCUAGCCUGGAGCUUAAACACUGUAGAAUUCUUUCCCCACUCUGCUUUUUAAUGCUUUUAGUCUCCGGCUGCAGAGGAUCUUCUCUUCAAAGUCAUGUGGACUCCACUAUACCUAAUCUUUAUUGUUACCAUCAAUACGUACCUCACCAAUGGAUACGAAGGAUCGGGGUACUCACCACUGGAAGAUGAUGAGGAUAUUUAUGCACGCAAUAGAUAUACCAACACAGAUUCCCCCAGUCCUUGGUGCUCCCCAAUCAAGGUUAAGCAUGGCCAUGCAACUUGCACAAGUCCAUAUGGAUCCUAUUACAAAAAUGUGAAAGGGACAAGAUGCCACAUUUCUUGCCAAAAAGGCUAUGAGCUCCAUGGAGCAGCACAUGUAAUAUGUCAGACAGACAAACGUUGGUCUGGAAAGUUUGCAUGCAAACAAAAACGAUGUCCUUCUCUGACUAUGCAAAUGCACGGAGGAUUCAAGUGCUUGGAUGGGGCAUAUUUUAAUUCCCGCUGUGAAUUCUACUGUUCCCCGGGGUAUCAACUGAAAGGAGACCGAGUUAUAACGUGCAUGGAUAACAAGGCAUGGAGCGGAAAACCGGCUACCUGUGCGGAUCUGGAACCUCCUAGAAUUCAGUGUCCCAGUGUUAAAGAAAAGGUGGCAGAACCAAAUAAGCUGACUGCAAGAAUAUUUUGGGACACCCCUGAAGGGCGGGAUACAGCUGAUGGCAUUUUAACAGAUGUGGUCCUGAAAGGCCUGCCACCAGGGUCUGACUUUCCAGAAGGGGAGCACAAAAUUCAGUAUACAGUAUUUGACAGGGCCGAGAACAAAGCUUCAUGUAGAUUUACUGUGAAAGUACGAGUAAGGCGCUGUGUUAAGCUGAACGCUCCAGAAAAUGGAUACAUCAAAUGUUCAGGGGCCGGAGAUAAUUACGGGGCAACGUGUGACUAUUUUUGCGUUGGUGGUUAUGAGUUGCAAGGAAGCCCAGCCCGUGUCUGCCAAUUUAAUUCAGAGUGGUCAGGAACAGAGCCAACAUGCUCCUUUAUGAAUAUUAAUGUUGCGAUAAGGAAUGCAGCUGAGUUUCUGGAUCAAUUUUAUGAAAAAAGAAGAUUAUUAAUUGUCUCAACACCCACUGCCGCUGAUUUAUACUACCGAUUGCAAGUUGGAAUGUUACAGCAAGCUCAAUGUGGUCUAGACCUGCGGCAUGUUACUGUGGUUGAAUUAUUUGGUGUAUAUCCAAAAUACAUUGGGAGGAUUGGGCGCAGGCUUCUGCCUCCUGUCUUAGGACUGCAAAUUAGGCUGCUGCUAAGGAUCCCUCAAAACAAGUUCCAGGUGGUGAUUGUGGACAAACAUGGAGUGGACAAGGAGCGAUAUGCUUUCCCUGUCACCAAUCAAGAUCUCUUCGCACUCAUUGACACUUUCCCUCUUAGAAAGGACGAAAUGAAAUUUCAAGCCGAAGCAGGUCACACCUGUAACUGAUCUGCAAAUUGCUCCGAUUUUAUAAAAACUGAUGGUGCUUUUCUAUUACACAUACGUGAUGUACAGAUUUCUUUAUAAUGUUUUAUACUUUAUUUUUAUGUUUGUUUUGUAUGGAAUAUGCAUGAAGCCUCAAAUACAGCUGGUAUACAAAUACACAGAAUUUGCAAUCUUGUAGCUCUCUUUGAAGCUUCAUGUACAUAUAAAAUAAAAAUAAUCUCGAGUGGUGAGUGUUCUGGGCAGGCCUUUUCUAUUCUUGAAAAAUUGGGUAUUUUCUGUUAUAAAGAUAAAAAUAAAGUAUUUUUUAUGCAGGCUGAUAUCCUAUUGUGUACUGAAUCGCAGAACAGAACAAUGCAUUAUUUUAUAUGGUUAAGAAAUAACAAAAAAUAUAUAUAUAUAACUGCCCAUUAAAAGAAGUUCUUUCACAAAUUGCUAUUUAUUUUAUGUUUCAAAUGACCAGAAAUAGGAUUUGUAAAAUAGAAAUGAUCCCUUUAAAGUUAGCUUUAAGUCUAUUUUUUAAUAACAUCGAUAUAUAUGCAGACUUUGUGAUAUUAUGAAGUUAAACGUAUGCUCAUAAUCUGUAUACGUGUUAUUAUAGUUCUAUUGAGUGAUUGAAUUAUAAAAACGUUAUUUCACAAGAA